Messenger RNA from Carassius gibelio (silver crucian carp), 1182 nucleotides. RefSeq lists its product as uncharacterized. The record is from RefSeq and is a predicted model, not a curated record. Gene Ontology annotation, molecular function: DNA-binding transcription factor activity. NCBI's taxonomy places the organism in Eukaryota, Metazoa, Chordata, Actinopteri, Cypriniformes, Cyprinidae.
AUGCCAAACUGUUGUUGUGAACGAUUCCCCUUAUAGGGGUGUUUUGAUCGUAAACUUAGGGGGUUCGAGGAGGACACUAUGACAAAGUUCAUCGUUUGGACGAAAGACAGGCUUUUGGUGUGGACAGUGAGAUUUAAAGCAGUUCCUUUUGACGGUAUACCCUUCAUGGUGGUGGGGAGAAGGGUCUAACGUUACUCCUGUCACCGAGGGGUAGACAAACACAAACAUGAAAAACUGACAAGACAACUACAACUGAAUGACAUUCAUAAACAGAGGAAGGAGAGAUCUGGGUGUCUGAGACGUGCCUUAACAAAAAAACCAUCAGCAGUGAAGCUUGAGGAGCAAUAUUUUGCCUUCUUCCCAGGGAUCGAGAAGCACAAAAACCAUCCUGUGGUAGGAGAGGUUCCUGAGCCAGUGGACACUAGCAGCACCCCUCCCAGUGACAGCAUCACACCUCACAAAGACACCAAUGAUCCUCCCAGAGACUCCAGCACGACAAAGAAAAGGCAAAUGUGUGAGCUCUUACUGCGGGAAAUUUCAGCUCUCACUUACCAUCUACAGGAAGAGCCAUUUCUGGACUCCUUGACUUUUUAACUGAAUGACCUUUUGGAGGAUGUGAGGCAUCAUACCCCUCAUACCUCCAUCUAAAAAAAAAUAGAUACCUCAAGACCCUCAGCAUAAUCCCCGAAAACAUCCACCCUCUUGAAAGUUUGGCCAUUGUGCUGAAGCAGUGAAAGCAGGCUGCAAGCCUUAAACGCAGAUGUAAUGUAGUUUUUUGCUUGUUGCGUUAGGUUAAAUAUCUGCAUGAUAUUCUUUAGUAUUAUCCAAUUAUGAUUAUUGCCUGAGACCUUGUUCUCCUCAGUUUUCUUCCUAAUUUAUAGUAUUAAUUUAACAAUAUCUAAAACAAUUAAAAAUAAGAAGGGUGUACAUUUGUUAUGAAUUUGCAACAAAACUUUUACAUUUAAUGUAAUUUAAAUUAAUUGAUACCCAUGUUUAUUUAUAAAUCAUACCUGUUUUAAUGUUUAUUACUGAUGCAUUUAUUUAAUUGUGUGACUUUCUAUAGUUGAGGAAUCUUAAUUUAAUUGGAAAAGUGUUUACAGUAACAUUGUUUGCCAUGUGGCUUUAGUAGGUGAAAUGAAGAAAAAAAAAACAAAAAAAAAAAAAACACAGAGGCGUCAAGUU